Molecule: messenger RNA, 3126 nt
Organism: Dovyalis caffra
Lineage: Eukaryota; Viridiplantae; Streptophyta; Magnoliopsida; Malpighiales; Salicaceae
Source: the annotation of a GenBank genome assembly
AUGGAACAGGCAAUGGAACAGUUCAAAUCUCCUGCAGAUUCUCAUCUGAAAGAGGAUCAUUCAAUUAAGCAAUCCCCAAAAAGCGAAGAUGCCUCCGAGGGCCCAGGAAGUCCCCAAAAUCAAAAGGUAACAGCAAGAUGGGAUCCAGUCGAAGCUUGUAGGCCUAUUAUUGGUGAUGCUCCAGUGUUUUAUCCAACUGUUGAGGAAUUUGAAGAUACACUUGGUUAUAUAUCAAAGAUACGUGCGAAAGCAGAGUCGUAUGGUAUAUGUCGGAUUGUUCCUCCACCUUCUUGGAGUCCACCUUGCUGCCUCAAAGAGAAAGAUAUAUGGGAACAUGGUAAAUUUUCUACAAGAAUUCAGUAUGUUGAGUUGCUUCAAAAUAGGGAGCCAAUGAGAAAGAAAUCUAAAAGUCGGAAACGGAAAAGAAGGAGACAUUCAAGGAUGGGAUCAACCAGGAGAAGCACCAGGAGACGUGCCAAUUCUUGUUCAGAAGGAAAUGUUGCCUCUGAGACGGACGAGACAUUUGGGUUCCACUCUGGUUCUGAUUUCACACUCGAAGAAUUUGAGAAAGAAGCUGCUUAUUUCAAAGAUUGCUACUUUGGAACGAAGGAUCUAAUGGAUGGUGGGACUGAAACACAGAAAUUGGAGCCUUCUGUUGAAGAUAUUGAAGGUGAAUACUGGCGGAUUGUUGAGAAACCAACAGACGAGGUUAAGGUACUCUAUGGAGCUGAUUUGGAAACAGCAACAUUUGGAAGUGGAUUCCCUAAGGCUUCAGCCUUGAUGACCAAAGGUGAUUCAGAUCAGUAUGUGGUAUCUGGUUGGAAUCUAAACAACUUACCACGCCUGCCAGGUUCUGUGCUGUGUUUUGAAGGAUGUGAUAUUUCAGGACAUGUCGAGGACCACCACUUAUAUUCGCUGAACUAUUUACACUGGGGUGAUCCAAAGGUAUGGUAUGGAGUACCUGAAAGCCAUGCUUCCAAUUUGGAGGAUGCAAUGAGAAAGCAUUUACCUGAUUUGUUCGAAGAACAACCUGAUUUACUUCAUGGACUGGUAACUCAACUAUCUCCUUCAGUUUUAAAAGCUGAGGGUGUACCAGUAUAUCGGGUGGUCCAACACUCUGGGGAGUUUGUUCUUACCUUUCCUAGAGCAUACCACUCUGGCUUUAAUUGUGGCUUCAACUGUGCGGAGGCAGUGAACGUAGCCCCUGUUGAUUGGCUGGCACAUGGACAGCAUGCGGUUGAGCUUUACAGUGAGCAGCGGCGCAAGACCUCUAUAUCCCAUGACAAGCUUCUGAUGGGAGCAGCUCAGGAAGCAAUCCACGCCCUUAGGGAACUAUUGCUUCUUGGCAAAGAAACUCCUGAAAAUUUAAGGUGGAGGAGUGUCUGUGGGAAGAAUGGAGUGCUUACCAUGGCAGUUAAGACAAGGGUAAAGAUGGAGGAGGAAAGAAUAAAGUGUCUUCCAACUAAUGUAAGAGUACAAAAGAUGGAAAAGGACUUUGAUUUGCAGAACGAGAAAGAAUGUUUCUUGUGUUUUUAUGACUUGCAUUUAUCCGCUGCCAGCUGUAAGUGCUCCCCCGAAAGAUUUGCUUGCCUGAAACAUGCAAGCCAUUUUUGUUCAUGUGAAAUAGACCAUAGGUAUGUCCUUCUCCACUACACUAUGGAUGAAUUAAACACUCUGGUUGAUGGAUUGGAGGGAGAAUUAGAUGCUCUGAAGGUAUGGGGAUCUGAAGAAUAUAGAUUGGUUUCUGUCGGUGAUAUUGGCUGUCAUGUGCCUGAGCUGGAAUUUAACGUUGAAUUUGAAACCAACUAUUCUAAGAGGAAGGAAAGUCCACUUUGUUCUCAAAAAACACAGGAAAACUUGAGCACCAAAGGAUCUUGCAGUUUUAAUAGCAAUACUUCUUCAGAAGUAAUCCAGUCAGAGUGUCAUCGCAACAGCUUUAACAAUGGAGCUCCAGUGAUGAAAAACAAAGCUAAGGUGAAGCAAGAGGGAUGCUUUGAUUUGAAUAUUGAUGUUAUGUCUAUUGAUCAGGAAAGUAAGCCCCUGCCUGUAUCUGAUGGCUGUGGUUUCAAAGCUAUCUCAGAUAUGAAGGGGACACAUUGUUCACCAUGUUUGCAAGAGACACUUGGCAGUUCAGAUGCAGCAAAAGAAGACAGGGAACAAGCUGUUGGAGACUGUAAACCUGAGUUGCAUGAAUUGUCAAAUAAAACUGACCCUUCUUAUCCAAUAUUUGCUCAGGAUACUUCUGCAUCUCAUAAGAAAUUGUUUGGGGUUGAUCUUUUGUUUCCACAUUCACAUUCAGUGAGGCCAGCAGAGAACUUCAAAACUGAAAUGGUUGAGGGUGGCUUGGAUGUAAGACCUGUAACUCACCAAAGCAAUCCAGUGAAGAAAUUGAAUCCUUGUGUAGAACAAAUCAACGUAGGAUCUGUUGUGUUUGGAAAGCUUUGGUGCUGUGAGCAGGCCAUAUUCCCUAAAGGAUUUAAAAGCCGGGUUAAGUUCUUUAAUGUGCUUGAUCCCAUAAAAGUUUGUUCCUAUAUUUCAGAAGUACAGGAUGCUGGGCCUCUUGGCCCUUUUUUCAAGGUAUCUUUAGAAGAAUGCCCGAGUGAGACAUUAGGAGCAGAUGUUUCAAUUCAGAAGUGCUGGGAGAUGGUGCUGCAAAGACUAAAUGAAGAAAUUGGAAGACGAAACAGCCUAGCAGUAAGAGACCUUCCCCCUUUGCAGAGUAUUAAUGGGUUUGAAAUGUUCGGAUUCUUCUCCCCACCAAUUAUUCAGGCUAUCGAGGAUCUUGAUCCCAAUCAUCGGUGUGUGGAAUACUGGAAACAUAAGCUUGUUAAUCUGAGGAAUACAAGUGAAGUCAAGCAGCUCCCAUCUGGAUCAAGUUGCGGUCCCAUAGAAACGAAGGAAAAAAUUGACAUUAACCUUCUGACACAGGAACCUGGUAGCUUAUUCAUAGGAGGUCAUCAUUCAGUUGAUGAAGAUGUGCAGCACGUGCUGCGAGGAUUAUUCAAGAAAGCAAGUCCAGAAGAGUUAAAUACAAUGCACAGAAUACUCUGCAGUGACGCACAAAUUGCUGACCGGAGAGUAGCAUUCACAACACUGAUGGAGGAGAUUAAGAAAACAAGUAGGUAA